Molecule: messenger RNA, 1988 nt
Organism: Carassius carassius (crucian carp)
Lineage: Eukaryota; Metazoa; Chordata; Actinopteri; Cypriniformes; Cyprinidae
Gene: dph2
Product: diphthamide biosynthesis 2
Exons: 7
Coding region: 170-1684 (504 amino acids)
Biological process (GO): protein histidyl modification to diphthamide
Molecular function (GO): 2-(3-amino-3-carboxypropyl)histidine synthase activity
Source: RefSeq, a predicted model, not a curated record
CGUGAGGCUGUGUCAGUGUCUCUCCGGGACUCUAGAGGGCAGAAUGAUGAACGCGGGUCAGAGGCGCUGAACGAUGAAGAAGAGCGUGCCGUGCUGCGAGACAGGGAGCUCACGUGGAAACUAAUGUAUUGUGUUUUUGUGUUGAGACCCAGAGUACUCCUGAGAGAAGAUGACAGAUGUUUUCAGCAGCAGCAGUGAGGCAGUGCUCCAGCGGACCAUCAGUGUGUCCUUCAUCACGAGGAGCAGUCAUGUUGGGAAUCUGUAUCAGAUAGAUGAGACCUGCCAAUUUAUCACUAGUAAUCAGUUCAAGAAGGUAGCCUUACAGUUUCCAGAUGAACUCCUGCCUGAUGCCGUCCGAGUCUCUGCCGAAAUAGAGAAGGAAACCAAAGCCAAGACAUUCAUUUUAGGAGACACAUCCUAUGGAAGCUGUUGUGUGGAUGAGGUAGCAGCAGAACAUGUGAGAGCAGACUGCAUAGUGCAUUAUGGGCCGUCUUGCCUCAGCCCAUGCAGAAGACUACCGCUUUUGUAUGUUUUUGGGAAGAGAACGAUUGAUGUCCAGCUGUGUGCCACAGCCUUUAAAGAGCUUUAUCCUGACUGCCAAAGUCAUGUGAUCAUACUGUAUGAUGUCACCUAUACACAUGCUAUAGGUGAUCUCAGGACACUUUUGUGUGAUAUCUACCCCAAUGUUGUGGUCUCCCUUCUAAAAACAGAUCAUUCUUGCGUUGCUGAGCUGAAACAGGACAGCUGUGUGGCCAGUGAUCACAUAGAUUCACAGGAUGAUAGAGUCAUUUUUAAAUUUGGCAGACAGUUUAGUGUAAAAGCGGGGCAGAGUGUUGAUAAUUAUGGUAUGUUUUACAUUGGCCAGGAAGGCCUGACUCUUACAAACUUCAUGAUGACCUGGAACCAUUGUGCCUUCAGCUCAUUCAAUCCAGAAACACACAAAGGACGAGUGGAAUCGGUUCAAAUCAACAAGGCACUGAUGAAACGCUAUUAUGCCAUCGAGCGGGCCAAAGAUGCCAGUGUGGUGGGCAUUUUGGUGGGCACCCUGGGUGUCGCCAACUAUCUGACCAUCAUAGAGCAGCUGAAAGACAUUAUUCACAAAGCAGGAAAGAAGAGCUAUAUGUUUGCUAUGGGAAAGAUCAAUGUUCCCAAGCUUGCUAACUUCUUGGAAAUUGAUGUUUACGUGCUAGUUGCCUGUCCAGAGAACUCACUGCUGGAUUCAAGUGAAUUCUACAAACCUGUGGUGACUCCCUUUGAGAUGGAGUUGGCAUGCAAUAAGCACAGAGAGUGGACUGGAGAAUAUGUGACAGACUUCAGAGAUUUACUGCCUGGUGAAAGCAGUUAUGUGGGCUUCCCUGAACCAGACCAGUCUGUCAUGGAGGAAGAGACCACAGAUGUCUCUCUAAUCACAGGAGCUUUGCGAACAUGUUCUACAACCUCAUCAGAGAUCAUAAAGGGCACAUCAGAGUCUUCUUCACUCGUCCCCAGAAAUCAGACUCUCACUGUGGCCAAUACAAACACAGCAGCAUCGUUUUUGUCUGGCCGUAGUUGGCAGGGACUGGAGCCUAAACUGGGGCAGACGCCAGUGAUGAAAGCUGUGGAAGGACAGAGAGGCAUUGCUAUAGCUUAUGAGGAGGAGGGUGUGGGAAAUAAAGAUGCUUCAACACCUGUUCAAAAAUCAUAAAAGUCCUUUAUUGUUGGAAAUCAUCAAAGGACUACUUCAACACUUGCAGCAUAUGAAUUGCAUCAAUAUAUUGAAAAGUAUGUAAUUGUCUGUGAUAAUACAGAAUAUCUUUUGGGAACAUGUUUUAAUUGCAUUGAAAAGGGUGAGUGUAAAUCAAGGAAGGUAAAUUCAUAUUUGUUAAGAAUGUAAAGUUCUGUUGUGCUACCAAUGGUAGCAAAUUAUAGAAAGAGAAUAAUGGAAAAAUGUAAAUUAUUUCAAAAGUGAUUUAAUGUUUAAUGUCAAACAGAAUAAAACCCAUUCUCCU